This is a messenger RNA of Condylura cristata (star-nosed mole), 1607 nucleotides long. It is a transcript of the gene FOSL2, whose product is annotated as FOS-like antigen 2. The coding region runs from base 122 to 1105 and encodes 327 amino acids. Gene Ontology annotation, molecular function: DNA-binding transcription factor activity, RNA polymerase II-specific; RNA polymerase II cis-regulatory region sequence-specific DNA binding. Gene Ontology annotation, cellular component: nucleus. Lineage: Eukaryota; Metazoa; Chordata; Mammalia; Eulipotyphla; Talpidae. The transcript has 4 exons. The record is from RefSeq and is a predicted model, not a curated record. Gene Ontology annotation, biological process: regulation of transcription by RNA polymerase II.
GGGCGAAGACGAGAGCCCGAGGCGCGGCCGGCGGAGCUAGCGCGCAGCAGCCUGUGCUCGGCCGCGGCGAGGGCGGGGGAAGAAAAACACCCUGUUUCCUCUCGGGCCCCCACCGCGGAUCAUGUACCAGGACUAUCCCGGGAACUUUGACACCUCGUCCCGGGGCAGCAGCGGCUCUCCUGCGCACGCCGAGUCCUACUCCAGCGGCGGCGGCGGCCAGCAGAAAUUCCGGGUAGAUAUGCCUGGCUCAGGCAGCGCCUUCAUCCCCACCAUCAACGCCAUCACGACCAGCCAGGACCUCCAGUGGAUGGUGCAGCCCACCGUCAUCACCUCCAUGUCCAACCCGUACCCCCGCUCGCACCCCUACAGCCCGCUGCCGGGGCUGGGGUCUGUCCCUGGGCACAUGCCCCUGCCGAGACCUGGCGUGAUCAAGACCAUCGGCACCACUGUGGGCCGCAGGAGGCGAGACGAGCAGCUGUCUCCUGAAGAGGAGGAGAAGCGUCGGAUCCGGAGGGAGAGGAACAAGCUGGCUGCAGCCAAGUGCCGGAACCGACGCAGGGAGCUGACGGAGAAGCUGCAGGCGGAGACGGAGGAGCUAGAGGAGGAGAAGUCAGGCUUGCAGAAGGAGAUUGCGGAGCUGCAGAAGGAGAAGGAGAAGCUGGAGUUCAUGCUGGUGGCUCACGGGCCAGUGUGCAAGAUCAGCCCGGAGGAGCGCCGAUCGCCCCCUGCCCCAGGGCUGCAGCCCCUGCGCGGUGCGGGUGGUGGCGUGGGUGCCGUGGUGGUGAAACAGGAGCCCCCCGAAGAGGACAGCCCCUCGUCCUCGUCAGCGGGGCUGGACAAGGCCCAGCGCUCCGUCAUCAAGCCCAUCAACAUCGCUGGGGGCUUCUACGGAGGGGAGGAGCCUCUGCACACCCCCAUCGUGGUGACCUCCACACCUGCCAUCACUCCGGGCACCUCGAACCUCGUCUUCACCUACCCCAGCGUCCUGGAACAGGAGUCGCCCGCGUCACCCUCGGAGUCCUGCUCCAAGGCGCAUCGCAGAAGCAGUAGCAGUGGGGACCAGUCGUCAGACUCCUUGAACUCCCCUACUCUGCUGGCGCUGUAACCCACCCCCGGGGGCCCUCAUCACGGCCUCCUUCCCAGGGACCAGCUCCUUCAAGAGCCCCAGGCCGCGCGGGCACGAGGGGGACCCUGCCUGGGAGCUUCCUGGCUCUGGGGAGGCCCGGGGGACUCGGUGGUGAGGCGUUGGAGGACUCGGACCAUCUCUGGGGAGUCCGGGAGCUCUUCCCUCGUCCAUCUUGCAAAGCAGAUCCUGUUUCUUGAAAAGCCUUGGAGAACUUGGUUGGCGGACUCGGGCAUCUCUCUGGCUUCCGAAGAGCCUGAAGCUGGCGUGGACCGCUCCUGUCCCUGUGUGACGCUGUGUCUCUGGAGUGAUGGUGUCCCCCCCCACCCGCCCCACCAAGCAUGCUCAGUGCCUUUUGGUUUCACCUUCCCUCUAUUUGCCCCUUCCUUCCCCAAGUGUCAAUUUCACUUCCUCUUGGUUUUUAUCAAAUUUGCCAUGACAUUUCAUCUGGGUGGUCUGAAUAUUAAAGCUCUUCAUUUCUGGA